AUGGAGGAAAGAUAUCCAUGGCUGAAAAAUGUUCCUUUUCUUUGGCCUGAACUGGUGGCAUUUUUAGAAGGAUAUAAGCCUAUUCUGAUAACUAAGACUAUUUACUGGAGAUUGCCUGAUGAGAGGUGGUACAAGUGCAAUAUUGAUAGGGCAUCUAAGGGUAAUCAUGGGCCUAGUUCUUAUGGUUUUUUUGUGAGAGAUUGGCAGGGAAAUUUGAUUUAUGCAGAAUGUAAGGAACUGGGGAUUAACUCUAAUGUUUUUGCUGAGGCAAGAGCUAUGAUGAAGGGGCUGUUGCAUUGUGUGACUCAGGAACUACACCCAUUGAUCUUGGAAACGGACUCUUUACUAAUAAAGAAUGUGGUUGAUGGUGUAUGGGAGAUACCAUGGUGUGUCAUCACAGAGGUGGAGAGAAUUAGAAAAAUGAAGGCUGAGUUUAAUGUGAUCAUACAACAUGUAUACAGAGAGGGAAACACACUGGCAGACUUUUUAACUAACCUAGCUUUUGAUUUUGCAGGUACACAAAGCUUUAACUCAUUUGCGGAAUUACCUAGUGCAGGAAAGAAGAUUUUAAAUCUAGACAAACAUCAAGUCCCUAAUCUCAAGAUCAGGAAUGUUAAGAAUGCAGAACAUAUUGGUGUACCUUAA
Messenger RNA from Lycium ferocissimum, 645 nucleotides. RefSeq lists its product as uncharacterized. Bases 1 to 645 code for a protein of 214 amino acids. The transcript is spliced from 2 exons. The record is from RefSeq and is a predicted model, not a curated record. Gene Ontology annotation, molecular function: nucleic acid binding; RNA-DNA hybrid ribonuclease activity. NCBI's taxonomy places the organism in Eukaryota, Viridiplantae, Streptophyta, Magnoliopsida, Solanales, Solanaceae.